This is a messenger RNA of Strongylocentrotus purpuratus (purple sea urchin), 7722 nucleotides long. It is a transcript of the gene nup214, whose product is annotated as nuclear pore complex protein Nup214. The record is from RefSeq and is a predicted model, not a curated record. Gene Ontology annotation, molecular function: protein binding; structural constituent of nuclear pore. Gene Ontology annotation, cellular component: nuclear pore. Lineage: Eukaryota; Metazoa; Echinodermata; Echinoidea; Camarodonta; Strongylocentrotidae. The coding region runs from base 190 to 6762 and encodes 2190 amino acids. Gene Ontology annotation, biological process: protein import into nucleus; RNA export from nucleus. The transcript is spliced from 35 exons.
UGAAUAACGUAGAAUCUACGUAGCAAAUGACGUUAUACUGUACUAGACUACGUAGGUCUACUUUGCACUGCACUGAAACUGAAACCCGUGUGUGAAAAUAUUCGAAUGGUUCUUUGAUGAGUUAACACUGAUUUCAGGUAGCAGUGUUUGACCAGAUCAGCCUCCGAAAGAGUUGAAGUAGAAACCAAGAUGGGGGAUGAAGCAGGACCGGCAGAGCGAGAAGUUGCAUCGCUUCGCUUCCAGCAGCUAUGUCGCCUGAAGAUCUUUGACGAGAUGCCAGAGACCCUUACACCCCUUGAGAGACUCCAUCUUCUUGUCGUGUCCAACAAAUAUGGCUUUACUUUCAUCGGUUCAGAUACAGGUGUAAAGAUUUUCCAGACCACAGAACUUGGCAGACUUCAUGAACUCAACAGAGAGUCCACAGGGGCUGUUGUGAGUGAUUAUGACUGCAUCAAACUUACUCUUGGUACCAGACCCCUCCAUUUGUCACUCAACAACACAGAGCUAAUCUUGUCUGUUUGCUAUCAACAUGGCAACUACCUUGUUCUCAAUCUGUACGAUGUCAGAUUGGUCACAAAGAAAAACGCAUCGCCAGCUGCCCCCUUCAUAACUUCCAUCCUCUCCCAAAACCCUGAAGUCAAGCUGGUCAAUCUGGCCUGGAAUCCAGGCUUUGAGCCUCUAGUUGCUACAUGCUUGUCGGACGGGAACUGCACAAUAUGGGAUAGCUCUGACAAGCUACUCAAACCCAUGGCACGUCUGCCACUGGAUGUAGGUGCCACAGCAGUUUGCUGGUCUCCUAAAGGAAAACAGAUGGUUGUAGGAACAGCCAAGGGGGAGCUCAAACAGUUCAACCAUGCCGUUGAAAUCAAGAAGCUUGUUAAGGCUCCUGAUUUUACCCAGGAAGCAGUCAGAGUUGUUGAUAUCUACUGGUUGUCAACCUAUAUGUACAUUGUGGCCUACAUUGAUGCAGAGGAGUCCUUACAACCAAACAUUGUGGUCGUCCAUGCUCCGAAAGAAAGACCGGUGAGCUACAUCAAUUUUGAGGACAUCUGUUUUGGGAGCUGUGAGGAUAGAAUUGCCUGUUACUACAUGCACUACAUUGAUAAGUGGCAAUUUGCGAUCACUUGCUCAAGCAACUCCAUGGACGGCGCUGUUCUCGGGAGGCAGCAAGCGAACAAGGACUUGUGGGAGAUCUGGACGUUGGAUGAUGCAGCGAGGAUCGAGGUGCCGCUGUACGACCACGAGGAGACCAUGCCCCUGGGAAUGGCCAUGGAUUACACCUCCCAGAUCAACAUCAAGAUCAAACAACACACCCUCCCCCCUGCACCCAUUGUAAUGGUUCUGUCCAGUGAGGGGCUUCUUUGCCCGUUUUAUGUGAUCAACCUGGAAGAUGGAGAGGGUAUCACUAAGAAGCCACAACCAUUGCCAACAGGAGGGGAGCGAGUUGGAACAGGUACUGCAGUGCAGAUCCAACCGCAAGCAGCAGCAGCGAAACCUCCGCCAAGCUUCGGCCAGGCACCAGCAGCCUCUUCUCCAUUCAUGGCCUCUGCCCCAGCUGCUCCUGCUGCUGCUAACCCACCCGGCACUGCUCCCACCACGCAGUUCUCUGCCUCAGCCCAACCGGCGUUCGGCGCACCAGCAGCAGCAACUGGCGGACAGCCCUCCAUGUUUGGGGGGUUCAGUGGUGCGACAGCUGGUGCCUCAUCUGCAGGUUUUCAGUUCAAGCUCCCUGCUUCCACGACAUCCUCUGCUCCUGCUAGUUCAGGGGCCCAAGCAUCAUCUGCCAUAACUACUCCAGUUUUUGGAGGAAGCAAUUCAACUCCCUUUGGUUCUGGAGGAGGGUUCUCCUUCAAUACUGGCCAGACCAGUGCACCAUCAUCCUCUGCAGCCCCUGCCACACAGGCCAGUGGGCCCAAGGGGUUUUCCUUUGCAGCGCCCUCUCAGUCCGCCCAACAACCAGCACCAUCCACUCAAGGAUUCAGCUUCAAAGUGGUUUCUGCUCCUUCUGGCCCAUCAAGCGCUGCACCUGGCAAUGCCUUUGGGGCUUUCUCCAAGCCAGUCACUACUACUGCAACUCCUGCACCUAGUGUACAGACUACACAGUCUUUACCCAAACCAUCUCAACCUGUUCAACCUGACCAACCCAAAGGACCUCCUAAUGUGACAGCACCAGGAGGUCUCGGAGGCUUCGGGCAACAAGGUCUUUUUGGCAAAGGCCCACCAAAUGCAGUUGCCCCUGGAUUGUCCGCUGCACAGUCCCAAGGACAGCCAAGUGCAUUAGCCUCUGAAACAUCGACUCAUCCAGCACAGCUAGGCAGUGUACCAGGAGUACCAGCACCAGUUGCAGGAUCAGCUUCCCAAGGGGCAACCUCAAUUAACAGCAAGUUCACUGUCCCUCAGACAGCUUCAGCAGGACCAUCCCUUUCCGUGGCGCCCGCCUCAACAGCAGGGGUUGCGCCCACAAGAUCAGCCAGUGCUUCCUUUGGUCCACCUAAUGCUGUCGCACCUGAUCAAGGACUAUCAUCAUUCAAUGAGGCUAAACAUAGUAGGGAUCAACCAGAUGCCAGGGCAGCUGUCGGAAUGCCACUUGCUGCCGUGCAACAGACUCCAAAGGCUUCUGGAGAUGCUAUUGACCCUACAAGAAUCUCUGCAACUUCUACUCCUGCGGCCAGUGCUAAACCUGUCACUGCCGCUCUGCUCUCCAAUAUCAAAGAAGAGAUGGAGCAUUUCACCAAGGAAUUGGCUGACCUCAAGGCCAGGGCUGCAGCAGGCCGCCACACUGUCGGGUCGACUAAGGAUCUCCAAGAAAUCUGCAAGGGUGUCGAUGACCUAGCAUCUUUCAAAGAGGAAGUGCUCGAAUGUACAAAGUCGCAUAACGAGGACAUCCACAGCCUCAAGGCCAAGCUCCUGAACUCCUUCAGCUUGGUGGAGGAGAGCCGUCUCAGGAAGCAACGCGCCAAGGAUCCACGCUACCUCCAGCUCCUUCGCUCCAGGGGCCUGGAUCCACAGUCUGCCAAGCAGAUGCAGGAGAUCCGCUCCCUCAAUCACUACCUGGAGACGGGCAUCAGGGAUACCAAUGCCUGCCUGGACAUGGAGUGGGAGAAGAUCACUCAUGGAAAGGGAACCAGAUCAACAAGGAGAAUGGUGACACCUACAAUGGAUACUAUAUAUCAGACCCUAGGAAAUCAUGUCAAUGUGCUGACAACCCAGAAGAGCAAGUUGAUAGAUCUGAGGAAGCAACUGACCAUGGCUCAUCGCUACGACGUGACCUCCAACUUCAAUGUUCUCCCUUCAUCUAGGAUCAAACCGAGCAGUGACCCAUCAUCCCUGGCCAGCAGACUUGCUGAGGUCAAGGUGAGCGCUCCGUCUAAGGCCAGGGGCACGCCCAUGUCAGCUAAGAAGCAAGCCAUGCUUAGAGACGUUCUGUCUCAGAGACAGACCACUCCAAUCAGAUCAGCACCAAGAGCUGCUCUUGCUAGUACGUCCAGCGUUGGUUCUCCGUCGGACCUGGAUGACUUCCCCCUCCCUCCUGAGCGACGCCUGCGCUUCCCGUCUGAUGAGUCCCCGCCUUACGGUGGCAGUCAGGUGGAUGGGCGUCGCCCUGCCCACCAUGCUGGAAGGACAGACUUGAGAGGUGUAGGAGGACCAACAUCAGCUCCAGCUCCUCAACCUGCCCCCACCCGUCCUCUGACAUCCCAAACAGCACCUCGCCCUGCCGCCUCCUUCACCACCCCUGUCUCUCAACAACCUGCAACACGCAGCACGCAACCGCUCACCCAGCCUCAACGUAUGGGGGCACCACCUCUGCCAUCCGCAGUACCAGAGACCCCCAUCCAGCCAGGAGCAGGAAUGGUCACCUCAACGCCCCUCCCCCAGGGCGCACAGGGGGGCAGCCCGACCACACCCAGGGGGCAAGCUCCACCACCUGCAACCUCCAGCUUCUCACACACAGGUUCUGGUACAGUGGCUUGGGGCCUGACAGCCGCAACAGCAAAGGUUACAUCACCCAUACAGCAGGCAGGCGUGGCUGCAAUCAACCGCGCCCAGUCCGUGAAGGCUGGUAACGCCCCUGUGGAGAAGCCCAAUCCUCCCGUGGUCAACAUCAAGAACCUAGACACAAUGAAGGGUACCAUGCCGCCUCCUGUCACCUUUGCUCCAGUUGCCAGCACUGUGGAUGCAGGGACUGCUAAGGUAGUGACUCAGGUUAUAGCCGAGAUGGCCAUAGCUAGCGGUGUGAAGACUCCUCAACCUGGAACAGUGGCAAGUGCGUCGGCUGAUUCACCAGCCCUGUCCCCUUCAGGAAGAAAACCGACCCCAACCACCACUCAAGCCGCAUCAUCAUCAUCAGCUGUCGUCACGACAACCGUAUCCCUCUCCUCCAAGCCAGUGUUUAGCACCUUGGCACCCUCUGCUUCCAGUGCUACCCCUACUGCUCCAGAUGCAUCCAAAGUAGAGAAUCCAUCGGCUUUCUCUUUCUCUGCCAAAGUGCCACCAUCUGCUGCUGCUGCGGCGGCUGCUGCUGCCACUGCUGCCGCCUUGACAUCAUCCAAAGGAUUUUCAUUCGGUGAUAGAACCCUGCCUGCUCCUACUGCAGCAGGUCUUCCAGGAGGUCUUCCAGGAGGUCUUCCAGGAGGCUUCAGCUUUGCUUCAAAACCAGCUCCUUCUGCUGCUGCUGCUGAAGCUCCAUCGGCUAAAGGUGAUGCAGCAAGCCAGCCAUCAGGAUUGAGCACAGAGUCUGGUGUCAAGCCUCAGAUCUUUGACUUCUCUGGAGCAGCCACCAAACCCAAGGCCAACGUGUCUACUCCCGGUGGUUACUUCUUUGGAGCUCCACCAUCAAUGGUACCCCCUCUUGGUGCAUCCGGUACAAGUAAUGCGGCACUGUCUAUGGCCCAGGCAACCUCGGCCCAGGCAACCUCAGCUCAGGCAAAAGUCCCCUCACAGGCAGCACCAGUCAAAGCCACUCCUCCACCGCCAUAUGCUCCUAAGGAGAAAGGAGAAGUCAAAGGCAAGGAUGAGAGUGGGACAGGAAAGCCCACCGCUGCCACUGCCAAACUAUCUCAACCCACAGAUGAAGCAGGAACUGGUGCUGCCAGGCCAUCCACAGGAUCUGGGUCCUCCAGUAUGCUGGGAGCCAUGUUGGACAAACCUGCUUCAGGAGGAAGUCUUCUAGGUGGCAUGUUGGACAGGAGAUCUCAAGCUUCCACCGCAGAAGAUGAGAACGCCAAGCUGCAGCAGUCCACCAAGAGCAUCCUGAGUGGAGUGACCUUACCGACAGGCGCUUCUGCAGGAGCCUCCCAAAGUAGAACAGCAUCUCCAGGACCUGCUGCUCGUAAUCUCUUUGGGACGGUACUGAGCACUGCGGCAGUGUCAGGAUCGGAUACGACCACAACAUCAACAGUUGGAAGUUCAGGUCUGUUCUCCUCGAUUGCAAAUGCGUCUAAGGGAUCGGAAGCAUCCACAAGUUCAGCAGCUCCAGCUACCCAGGCAGCAUCUACAUCUCUCUUUGGAAAGACAACAUCUUCUGGGGGUCUCUUCGGUACGCAGGCGACAUCCUCUGCGGCAACAUCAGGAGCAGGUACCACCUCUACAACCUCAUCCGCUGCUGGCUUUGGUCUGUUUGGACAGCCAGCCAGUACAGCAUCCACCACGCCCUCCCUCUUUGGUAAAACAUCAACAGCAGCUACCUCUUCCGCUCCCAACACAUCGGCUCCAGCCUUCGGCCAAAUGCCCGGUCUCUUUGGACAGGCUGGAGGUUUGACUGCAGCCUCCAGCGGAGGACCCUUUAGCUCUGGAGGAUUUACCUUUGGAGGGGAGCCCAAGUUAGGGCCAGGAGGAGAGGGAACUUCUAAAGACGUCUUUGGAUCCACUUUUGGUUCCGCCCAACCAACGGCCAGUACCACCACUCCAGUAUUCGGUGGCUCUCAACCAGGUAAUCUGUCUUUUGGUCAGCUAGCAAGCAGUGAUAGUACACCUGCCACAACUGCUUCAGGAGGAUUGUUUGGUAGUGGUAGCAGCAAAGCCAGCAGUAGUGGUGGAGGAGGAUUUUUCAGUGGUCUUGGUGGCAAGCCCGACCCGGAGGCUGCAAAGAAAAAUCCAUUUGGUCUCGAAACAACGGCAUCUUCAGGCUUUGGUUCUUCAUCACCAGCAGAUGGUACAAGCCUCUUUGGAUCUUCCACUACCAAGCCCUUUGGGGCUGCAGAAACUACUCCAGCUUUUGGAAGCCCUAGUGGUAAUGCCUUUGGCGCCACUUCUGGGGUUUCUAACACAGGUUUUGGUGGAUUCGGCCAAGCUGCAGCAUUUGGUCAAGCAAAUACAGCAGCUUCACCGCCGCCCGCAUUUGGUUCACCAGCAGCAGGGGCCGGUGGUGGAGGAGGAGGAGGAGGAGGGUUAGGAUUUGGCAAUGUGGCAACUUUCUCCAACCCUAUUGGACAGUCGCCCUUUGGUAGCCCUCCUCAACAACAAGGGAGUUCAGCGGGCCCCUUUGGGGCCGGUUCUCCUGCAGCUUCUACAGGGGGCGGAUUUGGAACUUUUGCUAAUCAGAAUGCCCCAUCUUUUGGAGCCCUAUCUGGAUCAGGAGGAGGGUUUGGCCAGCAGCAGCAGCAGCAGCAGGGCACUGGAUUUGGAGCAUUCGGUGGUGGAGAAAAGAAUACAGCAGGAUUUGGUGGUUUUGGCUCUGGAUCAAACAAUGCUUUUGGUGGAGCUGAUAACAGCAAUAGCCCUGGAUUCACUGGAGGAAGCUCGUUCACACAGUACCGUCACUGAGUCAUCCCCGCGCUUCAUCUCGAAGAAGAACCCUAGUGCCUUCCAGCUAUUUUUCUUGCAUCAUGUGAUGUUAGCGUGAAGAUGAACGUCCAUGGAAAGGUUUCCUUGAUACUGUACAGGUGUAUGAUCAAAUAAAGUGCUGCAAUUAGUGAAUGCUUGAAACGUGUCAUAAACGUGUCAUCUUGAACUGUGUUUUUUUUUUUAAAAAGGAAACAGGACACACCCAGAAAAUCGUUUUGAUGAGUGCUUAUCAUGCAUUCCAUCUCCUGUUUUUCUUCUAUUGAAUUGAUUUAUGAUGAGAGAAAAAAAGCAUCAAGUAUAAGAUAUAUAUGUUGAUAGAUUAGCCCCCUUGAUAUGCCUAUACAUGUAGUACAGGGGUACGAAUGAAGUCGAGGGCCUCUUCCUGUGAGCUCUUGAAUUUAUUUAUCAUUAUUGCUUUUAUAACGGUAUACCAGUUUAUCCCAGAAUAUCGUUUUAAGGAGUGGAUAUCAUGUGUUUCAUCUCCUUUAUUUUAUUAAUUUGGUUUAUUAUACAAUCUUGAUAAUAAAAAUCAUCAGUGUUUAUAGGUAAGCCUCCAUGAGAUACAUGUAGCACAGGGAGGGCUUCUAUCUGUGAACUGUUUUAAAAUGGUAUUAAAUUCUAGCCCAGAAAAUAAUUUCAAGCAAUGGUGAUCAUGUUGUUUAUCUUCUUCUUUUUUUAAAAUCAAAUUAGUUUGUUAUGUAAAAUUAACUGUAAAACAUCAGCCUUUAUAGAUAUUGCUUCUAUCUAUGAACUAUUGAGAAUAUUUUGAUUCAGUGAACCAGUGUAGCACAGAAAAUGUUGUCAAGGAGUGUUAAUCCGGCUAUUCAUCUCCUUUUUUCCGGAUCAAAUUGGUCUAUUAUGCAAAUAAGGGCUCAAUAUUCCAUUGCUUAUAGGGAGUGGCCUUCCUGAUGUACUCCAUGUGUAUAAAUAAAAAUAAAA